AUCUACCUACUCUUCCCAAUUACCACCUCCAAAAGCUCCCAACCAGCAACCUCGACAAUCACAUCACCCCACUCUCACCAAAAACCGCAUCCGACUCCUCCUCCCUCCCCCAAAUGGCAGACGAAACCCCUCCCCCGACCGGCAUCGCCACGCCGACCAUGGCGACGGGGACGUCGACGCCGGCGGGCCUGGAGCUGGACGCGACGCAGCGCGAGGCGAGCCUGCGCGUGUCGCUGGCGGACCUGACGGCGCGGGCAGGCGCGCAGUACGCGCACCGCGACUACGAGGGCGCCGCCGAGGCGUACGCGCGCGCCGCAGAGAUGCAGGCCGAGAUGAACGGCGAGACGAGUCCCGAGAAUGCCGAGAUCCUCUUCCUGUACGGCCGCGCGCUGUUCAGGGUCGGGCAGGCCAAGAGCGACGUUUUGGGCGGGAGGGCGCCGGCGGCGCCGGCGGGUGGCGGGGAGGCGGAGGGGGAGAAGAAGAAGGGGAAGGGCGUGAAGAAGAGUCAGAAGCAGAGGCAGAAGAAGGGUGGUGAUGAUGCUGGGCCGGCGGCUGAUGCUGCUGCACCUGCCACGGAGGCAACUGCCGAGGCGGAUAGGGUUGCUGAGGAGGCUGUGGGUAUCAUUGCUAGUGAGGCGGAUGGUGCAAAGAAGACGGACGAGUCGACGGAGAAUAAGGCGCUGUUCCAGUUUACCGGGGAUGAGAACUUUGACGAUUCGGAUGAGGAGGGUGCCGAGGAAGAUGCUGAAGGCGACGAGGAAGAGGACGAUGACUUGGCGGUGGCUUUCGAGAUCCUGGACCUCGCCCGCGUGCUCUUUACGAAACGAUUGGAGGCAAACCAAUCAGAAAAGGAAGAUGGCAAAGGCAAGGAGGUGGAGACGUCAGACGGCGACUCCCCCAUUGUCAAGCAUAUCAAGGAGCGGUUGGCCGAUACGCACGAUCUGUUGGCCGAGAUCUCCUUGGAGAACGAGAGAUACCCCAACGCCAUCACGGACUCGCGCGCCUCCCUCAAGUACAAGCAGGAGCUCUACUCGGAGGACUCGGAGGUCAUCGCAGAGGCUCACUUCAAGCUGUCCCUCGCCCUCGAAUUCGCGUCCGUCACGACAUCCUCCGAAGAGGACACCGAUAAGUCCGGGCCGAAGCCGGUCGACCAGGACCUGCGCGACGAGGCGGCCAAGGAACUCGAGGCCGCCAUUGCAAGCACGAAGCUCAAGCUGCAGAACAAGGAGGUCGAGCUCGCCACCCUCCAUUCGCCAGAGGACAACGAUGCCACCAGGAAGCAGAUUGCCGAGGUUAAGGACAUCAUCGCGGACAUGGAGCAGAGACUCGUCGACCUCCAGAAGCCCCCCAUCGACGUGAACGCGGCCCUCUACGGCGCGGCCGGCAACGCCAUGGGCGGCAUCCUCGGCGCGGCGCUGGGCGAGUCGGCGGCGCAGACCGAGUCGCGCAUCGAGGAGGCCAAGAAGACGGCCACGGACCUGACGGGCCUCGUCCGGAAGAAGGCCAAGGACGAGCAGCCCAAGCCCAAGACCGACGAGGCCGAGAAGGCUAACGGCCACGGGACCAACGGCAGCGGCGUCGGGAAGCGCAAGGCGGAGGAGCCUGUCGAGGGCACGCCCGAGGCCGAGUCGAAGAAGGCGAAGGUGGAGGAGGCUGUGGAGGCGUGAAGAGGCUUCUCUUCAAUUUGCCCCUUUUUUACUCUCGGUUUCCUUGCUCGUUUGGUGUUUUCUGCAUCGGAUAGGGUGCCUUUUUUGCCGAAAUGGGCGCUGCGUCGUGGCCCAAGGUCGAGGUCGGGGGUGCUAAAUAGGUGAAAAAAAACCUCUCACUCGGGGCUGGGAUGGUAAAACUGGACAACAAGUUGGG
Phialemonium atrogriseum is the source of this 1863-nucleotide messenger RNA. RefSeq names its product putative histone h1-binding protein. Bases 114 to 1667 code for a protein of 517 amino acids. The record is from RefSeq and is a predicted model, not a curated record. The transcript has 4 exons. Gene Ontology annotation, cellular component: nucleoplasm. Gene Ontology annotation, molecular function: histone binding. Gene Ontology annotation, biological process: CENP-A containing chromatin assembly; DNA replication-dependent chromatin assembly. NCBI's taxonomy places the organism in Eukaryota, Fungi, Ascomycota, Sordariomycetes, Cephalothecales, Cephalothecaceae.